Messenger RNA from Blepharisma stoltei, 1184 nucleotides. The record is from the annotation of a GenBank genome assembly. NCBI's taxonomy places the organism in Eukaryota, Ciliophora, Heterotrichea, Heterotrichida, Blepharismidae.
AUGAGGUCUCUUAGAGAAAUCAUUACACAGUAUAGAGGGAGAAGAUUCCCAAGCUUCGUGACAAUUAAAGAAAUGGGCCCGAGGGACGGUCUGCAGAAUGAAAAAAGUGUGGUUUCUACAGACACAAAGGUCCAGUUUAUCAACAGACUAAGCCAAUGUGGCUAUAAAUCUAUUGAAGUCACAAGUUUUGUUUCUCCAAAAGCAGUUCCACAAAUGGCUGACAAUUAUCAGGUAUUCCAACAGAUACAAAAAUUCGAAGGAAUUUAUUCUAUUAUUAUCUAAUUAUAAUUAAAUCCAGUCGUAUUUUAUACAUUUUAUAAGCAAAAAAUUAUAAAUAACUUGCCAAAUUCAUCAAAAUAAACAAUAGUUAUCCAGUUCUGACCCCAAACAUGAAAGGGUACGAUGCAGCAAUCCAAGCAGGGGCCAAAGAAGUUGCAGUUUUCACAGGGGCAAGCGAAACUUUUUGCCAAAAAAAUAUCAAUUGCAGCAUUGAAGAAAGUAUCAGACGAUUUUUGCCUAUUAUGGAAAAAGCCAAUGAUAAUAAUGUUCAAGUCCGAGGAUAUGUCUCCUGUGUAAUGGGAUGCCCUUUUGAAGGAGAUAUAGAUCCUGCAGCUGUAAGACAGGUAGCUAAGAGAUUAAAUGAAAUAGGAUGCUAUGAAAUCUCGUUAGGAGAUACCAUUGGAAUUGGGACACCAGAGAAGACAAUAGCGAUGCUCCAUGAAGUCUUACAAGAAGUCCCUCUUGAAAAAUUAGCCCUUCAUUGCCACAAUACGUAUGGAAGAGCUAUACAGAAUAUAGCCCGAUCCCUGCUUUGGAUUGGGCUUGGCUGACGUCGGGAGACGUCACCUAUAUAGAGUUGACAAACUAAAUUCUGCUGGCAAAGCCAAUUCCCCAUUUGACGUUUCCAGACGUCAUCCAAGCCCGAUCCAAAGUAGGGAUAGGGCUAUAUCUUAACUGGACUAGAAAUGGGAGUUAGCAUUGUAGAUAGCUCUAUUGCAAGCUUAGGAGGAUGUCCAUAUGCGCCUGGUGCAACUGGGAAUGUGUCCACAGAAGAUGUAGUAUAUGUGCUAAGCCAGCUAGGAGUAGAAACAGGCCUUGAUUUGCAAAAGCUGGAAGAAACUGCAAAUUGAAUCUGUGCAGCUAUUGGAAGAGAAAAUCGAAGCUUAUAUAGAGGCAGUGAGUAA